AUGGGCAAACACAAAGAUAAAUAUAGAGAAGGUUCUACUUCUGUUUUUGCCUCAUAUUUGGCCAAUUUACCGCCCGAAGGAACAAAUGACGGCAUUGGAAAUGGAGAAGUACCCUUGCCAGAUAACAUGAAAGCUUCCACACUAUUGGAACAAAUUGGCAAAGAACGUUCAUGGUUCGAAGAUCAAAUUAAUGAGGACCUACAGAUUUUAGAAAUAAAUCGCAUAUAUACUGUCAAAGAUCUUCGGGUACUCUCACGCGAUAGUUGGAAGCAAAUCCAAUUUUUACCUCUUGUGAAAGAUUUAAUUCGCGAGGCUAUCGCUCGAGGGCUGCCAGAUCCAGGCAGUAUCUCCACCAAUGAAAGUGAAAACAAGGAGAAAAAUUGCAGUGCUUCAUGCUCUUCGUCAUCUUCAUCUGAUGAUUCAGAUGGUGAAUCAGAAGAUUUAUUGGAAACGAAAGCCUCACCAUCCUUGCUUAGUGUCAAUAAUGCGCUGCAACUAUCCUCAACAGCAGUAUCCUCUUCGUCCACAUCCACGACCGUUAAGAAGUUCGUUGGCCAUAAUAGACUUAGAAUCGUAGCAUCAAAUGGUCGUGCGUACGAGGUUGAUCGCUACUGUCCACAUAAAAAGGCGGAUUUAGCAUCAAGAGGAGUAGUCUUGGGCAAUAAAUUGAUAUGCACCAAACAUAAUUGGGAAUUUUCGUUGGAUCAGGGAGGAAGGUGUGUUCGUCAUGGUUCCACGAUUAAUGCUUGCGCCGUUAAUGAUUGGUAA
Messenger RNA from Ambispora leptoticha, 768 nucleotides. NCBI's taxonomy places the organism in Eukaryota, Fungi, Glomeromycota, Glomeromycetes, Archaeosporales, Ambisporaceae. The record is from the annotation of a GenBank genome assembly.